Molecule: messenger RNA, 1676 nt
Organism: Cherax quadricarinatus
Lineage: Eukaryota; Metazoa; Arthropoda; Malacostraca; Decapoda; Parastacidae
Source: RefSeq, a predicted model, not a curated record
UAUUAUUAUUAUAAUCAAGGGGGAAGCACUAAACCCGUAGGAUUAUACAGCGCCUAUGGGGGGAUGGAAGGCAUUCAGGCUUAAUUCAGGGAACUGGAGCACAGAUCCAAUUCCCUAGAUCAAGAGCCCCUCACCAGCGUCAAGGAGCCUUCCUUGAGGGGUGAACAUAAAUACAGAGGUACAAAAAAUACAGGUUUGAUGCAAGUCUGAACAACAGAUACCAUGGCUGGCAGGUUCUGGCGAGAAGCAGCGUCCCUUAUUAUUGUUGGAAGCACACCUUCAAGUGUUAAGCCCCAUGGGAUUUGUGAUGCAGAUUACAGCCUGCUCUUUCUCAAACGAAGUCAGAAGAGCUCCUUUAUGCCCAAUGCUUUUGUUUUUCCUGGUGGUGUAAUUCAUUCAUCUGAUUUUUCGCAAGAUUGGCUUGAUAUAUUUAAAAAAUGUGGGUACACAGCUUCUGAUCUAUUAAAAGAAUUCAGGAAUCCAUCACCCCUACCAGAAUUCUAUGCAAACAAAGCACCUGACAGUAUCUUACCGGAGGUUGGGUUUAGGAUUGGAGCCAUUCGGGAAACUCUUGAAGAGAGUGGUAUAUUGUUCUCGAGCCACUUACCUGGUAAUCCUCUUGAGCAGCAUGAUCUGGACCAUUGGCGCAGAGCCAUUCAUAAGGAUGCUACUCAGUUUAUUAGAUUGUUUCAAGAGAUGGGUGGUUGUCCUGCAGUCUGGGACCUUCAUGAAUGGAUGGGUUGGCUCACACCAACCAAUAUAGACAAAAAGAGAUUUGAUACAGCUUUCUACAUCACAUUUAUAGAUACCAUUCCAAGAGUAAUUACUGAUAAUAAGGAAGUUGUGGGUCUUCAGGUGUCUUCCCCUUCAGUCAUUCUUGAACAAUGGUAUAAUAAGGAACUGUGGUUACCUCCACCACAAAUUUAUGAAAUUAGUCGCCUAGUCCAGCUUUCGAAGUAUGAAGAACUUAAUAGAUUUGCUCGUUGGCGUGGGGAAAAUGGGAUUUGACAGGUAUAUGCCAUGCACAUUAAUGCCUGCAAUGGUUUACUUGCAGUAAUGCCAGGUGAUGAUUUGUAUCCAAAUGAUCCAGACUAUAUAGGAAAGGAAGCAAUCACCAAACUGGAUUCAACACUGGAAGAACUGCGGAAAGCAGCUACACAUUUAAACAGGAUGGAAAUAAGGAAUAGAGAUGAUGUGCGUUGUAUUGUGAACAUUUUACCUAAAUAUGGGCACAUUCCCGCUGUAAAUAGUAUGCAGGUAUUUGAUAAUUUAAAAUCAUAGUAUUAUAGAGAUUGAAUGUCAGUGUUGGUUUGGUAAAAUCUGUUAAGACUUACAUUAAAGGUUAGUGUGUAGUAUUGUGAAAACAUUAUUUAUUUGCCAUAAUUAAAUUUGCAAGCCAGUAUAACCCUUCCACAUGGAAAUUCGUAAUACUAAUUCAAAUGGCAAAAAAGGUAAAGGAAGAGACCUGUAAUAUUACACUCUGACUUAUUUUGCCACAUUUCAGAUCAGAGAAUUGGUAAAGGUAAUACAGUGGACCCUCGACCGGCGAUAUUAAUCCGUUCCUGAGAGCUCAUCGUUAAUCGAAAUUAUCGUUAGUCGAGUUAAUUUUCCCCAUAAGAAAUAAUGGAAAUCAAAUUAAUCCGUUCCUGACACCCCAAAGUAUUGAAAAAAAAAAA